UGGGUGGAGGCCUCGAAGAAUACGUUCGCGCUCAUGUCUAGUAUCUUGAGUAUCGUGAACCCCGCCCAGUACCGGCAGGGUUUACGGUGUAUGCGACGCCUGGGCCGCAAGGAGGCAGUAAAGGACAGCGUGGGAAUGUGGGGAUCUGUUUUUAACGCAGUCACGGUCCUUGCUAAUCGGGAGAGCUUGUUCCAUCGGGAUGGGAGUGGCCGCUUCGAGUGGUUUGAUAUGCUUGCUACCUAUGGCAGGUACACCGACGGCCAGUUGUCCCUCCCUGCAGCCGGUCUGGACCUGCACUACCGACCCGGUACAGUUGUUCCAUUUUGCGGCAAUGUCCUCAGGCACGGUGUGCCACACUGUAAUGGAGAGCGUAUUUGUUUAGCUUAUUACAUGCGGCACAAGCUACACGUCCAGACCAAGACUGGACCAACAGACUGGGCAUAUUCGAGCGAUACAUAG
Molecule: messenger RNA, 459 nt
Organism: Coniophora puteana RWD-64-598 SS2
Lineage: Eukaryota; Fungi; Basidiomycota; Agaricomycetes; Boletales; Coniophoraceae
Exons: 1
Source: RefSeq, a predicted model, not a curated record